CCGGCCCCUAGGGACCCUCGGCCCUCCCGGAGCGCCCUAGGGAUGCGGGCGGCGCCGGCCUCCCCGGCUGAUGGAGGCGGGUGGCGCCACCCGGAGCGCAGGUGACACUCGCCAGGCCUGGGUUUCGGUCGGAGGGGAAGUGCGCUGGGAGCUUGAGACGCAGCCGCCCCAGACACUAGGGACCGGGCAGCGAUGGCCGGAGAGCUGAGCCAGGAGGCACUGCUGGACUUUCUGUGCCAGGCCGGGGGCCGCGUGCGUAACGCAGAGCUGCUGAGCCACUUCAAGAGCUUCCUGCGCGACCCUCACGUGCCUUCAGGCCAGCUGCAGGAGCGUCGCGAGCUCUUCAAGGGCUUCGUGAACUCGGUGGCCGCAGUGCGCCAGGACCCCGACGGCACCAAGUACGUGGUGCUCAAAAGGAGGUACAGGGACCUGCUGGGGGAGGAGGGCCUGCAGCGACCCGCCCCCACAGACCAACAGCCACGAAGCCACCGCCGCCUUGACCCGGAGCCGCAGAAGCCGCCGGCAGGUGCGGGGACCCGGGUGGACGUAGGUGACGAUGAGUUAGUGGGCAGCAGCGCACGGAAGGCGGCCGGGCCAGAUCCUGGCCCGGGGGACAGCCCGAGCCAGAGGACACUGGGACCAGAGGCUGCUCAAGCCAGAGGCAGGUGUGCGGCGGUGGGGACGCGGGGACGCUGCUGCUGGGAGUGCCAGCAGAACGGCUGGGGCCAGCCCACGGAACAGCCGCUGCCGGAAGAUCUCGGAGACCCUGCAGCCGCCUGCGAGAAGCCAGAGCGCGCUGCGCCUGCCCGGGAUGACCUCGGAGCUCCGGGGUGGCUGCGGGAAGGAGCGGCGGCAGAACGCUCGCCUGAGUCUGUAACGCCUGUCUGGGCUCCGGCAGCCGUCGAGGCUGCUGGCAGCCCGACGUCCCCACCGGCUCUCCCGCCCCACCCGGCUCCCUCCAGAGAGCCGCUGGAGCUGUUUACCGCCGGCUUCCCGAACCAUUCAACCCAGCAGCUGCAGCAGCAGCAGCAGCGCACUCGAGAGUGGGUAGCCAGAUACCCGCUGGCGCCUGAGGCCGGGAUCCAGGGGCCCAUUCGCGCCUGGUCGGUGUUGCCAGACAACUUCCUCCAGCUACCUUCAGAAACCGCCUUUGGGGUCUCGGAGACCAACUCGGCGCUGCCUGAACCUGCUCUGUCUUUUCAUUCUCUCCUUCCUGGGGUCCCUGACGAGUCCUCAGAAUCCUGGCCGGGGAACCCUCCACUCACUGUCUUUCGAAGCAUUCGUUGUCAGCUAUCUCUCCAGGAUCUGGAUGACUUUGUGGAUCAAGAGAGCCAUGGCAGUGAGGAGAGCAGCAGUGGACCCAAAGAAUCUCCUGGAACCCCGGAAGAGGGGCUGCAAACUGUCCUGAGAACUUCCUCUUGGGGAGAGCUCAGGGAUCCAGUUGAGGAUCAGUUUGUAUCACCAAACGAAGGCAGCCCCUGUCUGAUCCCGCGGGGCCUCAGGAAUAGAGGGAAUGUGCCCAGUUUUCGGAAGGCCCCAACGGUUGCUAAAAGCCUUGGGGACCACCCUCAGGAGACUUUCCCUGCCCCCAAGUUCCGGAGGUCUGUCAGGAGGAGCUCUAGAACAGGGAGAACCAAAUCUCCCUCUUCCUCAGACGAGGAGCAUCUUGAUGAGGACUUGUUGAAAAGGAGCCGGCGCCCACCUCGGUCCAGGAAACCUUCCAAGGCAGGAGCCCUGCCCAGCCCAAGGGUGGAUGUUGUUUUGAUACAGAAAUUAGCAAAUGCUAACGCUGUGACGGGCCAGCCACACUCCUCAUGGGUCCCUGGCAGGGAUGGAUCUGCAGCCUUGAUACCCCACAGACCUUCGGAGCACAGGUCACCCCUUGUCCCCUUAGAUGCCAGGGAGCAUGAGUGGAUUGUGAGACUUGCCAGUGGCUCCUGGUUUCACGUGCAGAUGUUGUUCUGGGAGGACCCCCAGCUUGCUUUGUACAGAGACUUCCUAACGGGGUACACGGCCUUGCACUGGAUAGCAAAGCACGGCGACCUGAACGCCCUUCAGGACUUGGUCUCUGGAGCCCGGAAGGCAGGGGUUGCACUAGAUGUAAACGUGAGGUCCAGUUGUGGCUAUACCCCACUGCACCUUGCAGCUAUGCACGGGCACCAGGGAGUCAUCAAAUUGCUAGUGCAAAGAUUGGCUUCCCGGGUGAACAUUCGGGACUGCAGUGGCAAGAAGCCGUGGCAGUAUUUGAACAGUAAUGUCUCUGGGGAAACGUGGCAGCUCCUGGGUGCACCCCGGGGCAAACCCAUCUUCCCUGUCUAUUCCUUAGUCCAAAGCUCUUCCCCAGCCAGGAAGGUCAAGAGCCGGGAAGUGUCUAGAACUGUCACCCGGAAGACUUCCUUGGCUGCUUUGCUCAAAACUCAGCACAACAAAUGGAAAUUGGCCAGCCAAUAUGAGAAAUUCCACACCCCAAAGGACAGAGAAGAGUAUAGUGACUAAGGUGGAUUCUUCUAAGGGAGUGGAUUCUUCUAAGGGAGUGCGUGCAUACACACACACACACACACACACACACACACACACACACACACACACACUCCCUCCCCAAACUAAGUAGACGAAGAGAACCCAAGAGAAACAGAAACUGUUAGAAGUUGAUCAAGAUUGAGGAUAGGUGAAAUGGUCUCCUCAAGGGGCAUCUCAAUUUCUUGAAAGCUCUUAUGUCUGAACUGUGAAAUGUGGACCGAAGCUGAUCCAGGCACUCAAGCUUUCAGAGGGUCCCUCUCUCUCCCGAGCCAGCCAGGGGUCAGGGCACAGGAAGGCACAGUAUUUUCUGAGGCAGUGCCAGCCAGGCCUUACUAGAAAGGGAACAGAUACGUCAAAGGGAGGCAAUUCGUGGAACUGCCGCAGCUCACACUCCUCCCUAGGCUGGAGGUUCUUUGGCUUCUAUUCAUCUCUAGAAUAAAUCUUGGCUGAGUGGAAAGCACCAGGUUUGAAGUCAGAUGGCUUCCCUUCAUUUCCUUUAUGUGCCUUUUGGCAAUUCCAUCCAGUGAAAUAAAAUUGCGACUGGAGAAGGUAGGAUUUGAUUGAAGAGAUUUCCUCAGUCCUGAGCCUUCCUGUGUCCAGUGUCUGGAGUGCUUGGUGUAAACGGAUGACUGUCUUCUCUGGGUGUCAUUGCCAUUGGACCAGAGAAGCAGAUGAAUAACAUUCAGGAAUGAUGGUGACUCCACUCUCUGGAAGAGAGUCUCUCCACAUUCAGACUCUGUUUUGUUUUCUGUUUGUCUUUGCUGUUGUUUGUUUUUGUACCAACUUGUGAGAUUCCCAAGAGUGAAAGCAUUUGGGUUCAUUUGUAUAAUGACUGAAGCUCUUCGUCAAACUCCAUGUGUAGCGAACAGGGUCAUCCCUGACAGCUUUCAGCAUGUCUGAAGGUCAAAGUUGGUACUCAGGGGAAAGAGCUGGAUCCACUGUGGGGAAGCAGUAACGGUUAAAAGCGUCAGAAUUUUGUUGAGCUGCUAAGUAUAACUUUAUUUGCACUAAACUUUUUGCCAAUCUAGAUUAAAUAUUAGCCUUGAAGUACUGAAUGUCUAACAGGAAGUGUCCUGUUCAGUUCUCAGGAAGAGGCUGAUCAUUGCUGGUCCCUGGCUGAAGAUGACUCAGCAGCCCCAGGAGAAUGUGUAAAGUUUGAUGUAAAUCCAAAGAGGGCUGAGAAGUUCAAUGUUCAAACAGAGAUUAUUUUUAUGGAAAUAUUUUCAUGUGUGAUACUGUAUUUUUUUUUAAAGUAUCCUGGUGUUUCUUCUGGAUAGUCUCCUGCAUUAAAAGACCUGCAGAUUGUUGUGUUACUA
This is a messenger RNA of Rattus norvegicus (Norway rat), 3836 nucleotides long. It is a transcript of the gene Sowahb, whose product is annotated as sosondowah ankyrin repeat domain family member B. The transcript has a single exon. NCBI's taxonomy places the organism in Eukaryota, Metazoa, Chordata, Mammalia, Rodentia, Muridae. Bases 193 to 2496 code for a protein of 767 amino acids. The record is from RefSeq and is marked validated.